AUAGCACAGACAGGUAGGCUUUCCUCUCGAGUGGAUGACCUGUACCUGGAUGAGAUAGGAUCAGGAGGUUACUACCCUGAAGAUGAUGAUGACUUCAACUCAGGCUCUGGCUCAGGUGGGGGUGAGGAGAUGGAGGAAACGGUGACUGUCGGUAAGAUUUAUAUUGAGCCUAAAGCAGCUCAGCCCACCCAGGACUCUACCAAAGACUUCACUGAGAAGAUGGACACAGCCACAGUGGGAGGAAAGACCAGAGACAACGCACCCAUAAAGCCCUUCAGAACGGAGGCUCCAGCUUUAGUUACAGAAGACCUACAGAAAAAUCCGAUGACCAGUACAACCAGUGCUCCUGGGUCUGAUCAGCAGCCACUUGAGGUCCGGACUGAAACCUUGUUCCAGAGGACUGAGGUGUUGGCAGCUGUUAUUGCAGGUGGUGUGAUUGGCUUCCUGUUUGCAAUUUUCCUCAUUCUCCUGUUGGUCUACCGCAUGAGGAAGAAAGAUGAAGGCAGCUAUGACCUUGGAGAGAGGAAACCUUCUGGAGCAGCCUAUCAGAAAGCUCCAACCAAGGAGUUUUAUGCAUAGUCUCACUGAACCCUAACCUAACCCUGACUGAUGGUCAGCAACUGAUGGACUCAUGGUCUUUGACCCAUACAACAUGCAAAAUUCUCUUUCUUUCUUUCUUUCUUUCUUUCUUUCUUUCUUUCUUUCUUUCUUUCUUUCUUUCUUUCUUUCUUUCUUU
Messenger RNA from Austrofundulus limnaeus, 736 nucleotides. It is a transcript of the gene sdc2, whose product is annotated as syndecan 2. Gene Ontology annotation, biological process: cell migration. Gene Ontology annotation, cellular component: cell surface; membrane. The record is from RefSeq and is a predicted model, not a curated record. Lineage: Eukaryota; Metazoa; Chordata; Actinopteri; Cyprinodontiformes; Rivulidae.